AUGAGCUUGUCCUUCCUCCUCCUCUUCCUCAGCCACCUGACCCUCAGCGCCUGGGCUCACGGGGGGAAGCGCCUGGCCCCCAAAGGGCACCUGGGACCGGCUGCGGCGGCGGAGAAGGUCCCGGGAGGCUCCCGCGGCCGCCGGAACAGCAGCAGCAGCAGCAGCAGCAGCAGCGCGCCGCCCUCCUCCGCCUCCUCCCCCGCGACCUCCCCCCCGGGCGGCCCGGGCAGCGGCGCCGAGCAGAGCGGCUUCCAGUGGACGCCCUCCGGCCGCCGCACCGGCAGCCUCUACUGCAGGGUGGGCAUCGGCUUCCAUCUGCAGAUCUACCCGGAUGGCAAAGUCAACGGCUCCCACGAAGCCAAUAUGCUAAGUAUUUUGGAAAUAUUUGCUGUGUCUCAGGGGAUUGUAGGAAUACGAGGAGUUUUCAGCAACAAAUUUUUAGCGAUGUCAAAAAAAGGAAAACUCCAUGCAAGUGCCAAAUUUACAGAUGACUGCAAGUUCAGGGAGCGAUUUCAAGAAAACAGCUAUAACACCUAUGCCUCAGCAAUACACAGAACUGAGAACACGGGACGCGAGUGGUACGUGGCCCUGAACAAGAGAGGGAAAGCGAAACGAGGCUGCAGCCCCAGGGUGAAACCCCAGCACAUCUCUACCCACUUCCUGCCGAGAUUCAAGCAGUCUGAGCAGCCAGAACUCUCUUUCACAGUCACGGUUCCUGAGAAGAAGAAGCCACCUAAUCCCGUCAAGCCAAAGGUCCCGGCCCUUUCUGCACCCCGGAAAAGUCCCAACACCGUGAAAUACAGACUCAAGUUUCGUUUUGGAUAA
Molecule: messenger RNA, 825 nt
Organism: Pipistrellus nathusii (Nathusius's pipistrelle)
Lineage: Eukaryota; Metazoa; Chordata; Mammalia; Chiroptera; Vespertilionidae
Source: the annotation of a GenBank genome assembly